GGUGCGGCGCGGAGGGAGGAGGAGAAGGAGGCGGCGGCGCGUGCCAUGCGCGCGGGGGGGCGGGCCCGGCGGCGUUAACCCCUGUGCGGCCGUGACCCCGCGGCCCGGGGGGACGGGACCGAUGUAGCGGCCGUCCGCGAGGGAGCGGAGCGCGCAGCCAUGGCCGACGCCGAGCGCGCCCCGGAGGCGGCGCCCGCGGACCCCGAACGGGGCGAAGCGCAGACGGACGGGGAGAGCGGGCGGCUGCCGCCCCCCGAGGAGGCGGCGGCGGCGGCGGAGGGCGCGGGGGACCACGAGGCGCGGCCGUCGGAGGGCGGCGCGGCGCAGCCCGGGCUGAGGCCGCGGUACCGCGCGGCCGUGGGGCGCGCCCAGGAGUGGCCCGCGAAGAAGAAGCACCGUCGUCGGCCGUCGAAGAACAAACGGCGCUGGAAGCCCUACUCGAAGCUGAGCUGGGAGGAGAAGCAGCAGUUCGACGAGCGGCAGAGUCUGCGCGCCUCGCGGCUCCGCGCGGAGAUGUUCGCCAAGGGGCAGCCCGUGGCCCCCUACAACACCACGCAGUUCCUGAUGGAGGACCACGACCAGGAGGAGCCCGACCUGAAAACCGGGCUGUACCCGCGGCGCUCCGCCGCCAAAUCGGACGAUACGAGCGAGGAGGACUUCCUGGAGGAGGCGGCCGAGGAGGACGGCGGCAGCGAUGGGAUGGGGGGGGACGGCAGCGAGUUCCUGCAGAGGGACUUCUCGGAGACGUACGAGCGGUACCACGUGGAGAGCCUGCAGAACAUGAGCAAGCAGGAGCUGGUGAAGGAGUACCUGGAGCUGGAGAAGUGCCUCUCCCGCAUGGAGGACGAGAACAACCGCCUGAGGAUGGAGAGCAAGAAGCACGGCGAGGCGGUGGAGGCGGCGCGGCUGCUGGAGCUGGAGGUGGACCGACUGCGGGCGGAGAACCUGCAGCUGCUGCGGGAGAGGGACGUGAGAGCGGCGGAGGCGGCUCCGGAGUGAGCGACCCUCGGAGCGGAGCUGCGGGACGCGGCGCUCAGCCCUCCCCCUUUGGGGGCGGGUGGGGAGGGGUCGCUGUCAAAGUGAACUCAUGAUGAUGCUCUUUUUUUUCCCUCCUCCUCCUCGUGUGUGUGUGUGUGUUUAAACCAAAAAGGAAAAAAAAGAAAAAAGAAAAAAAAAGUGUAAAUUGGCCAAAACUGACUAUAAAAAAAUUAUAGAGGUCUAAUAAAUUUAAUUACUUGUAACUGUAACAGUUUCGGUGUGAUUUCUGGGGAAUGUUCAAAGUGUUCUCCCACGAGGGAAUGCAGUUUGAGUUGUUUUCGGCGCAUUUCGGACACGGAAAAACGGAGCUCCUCACCGAGCUCAGCACCGCUCCGCGCGCACUGAGGCUCCUCUGGCGCUGCUGUGCUCGGUGGGCUCCGGGCCGACAGAGGGGGGGCACCGCGCCGCGCUGCGUACGACGGGCACAGCUGACACCUUUCUAACGCUUCUUCGCUCACCUAAAGGCUCGGUUCGUUCUCCUGUCUC
Molecule: messenger RNA, 1524 nt
Organism: Lagopus muta (rock ptarmigan)
Lineage: Eukaryota; Metazoa; Chordata; Aves; Galliformes; Phasianidae
Gene: HEXIM1
Product: HEXIM P-TEFb complex subunit 1
Exons: 1
Coding region: 160-999 (279 amino acids)
Biological process (GO): negative regulation of transcription by RNA polymerase II; negative regulation of cyclin-dependent protein serine/threonine kinase activity
Cellular component (GO): nucleoplasm; nucleus; cytoplasm
Molecular function (GO): 7SK snRNA binding; cyclin-dependent protein serine/threonine kinase inhibitor activity
Source: RefSeq, a predicted model, not a curated record